Molecule: messenger RNA, 210 nt
Organism: Macrosiphum euphorbiae (potato aphid)
Lineage: Eukaryota; Metazoa; Arthropoda; Insecta; Hemiptera; Aphididae
Source: the annotation of a GenBank genome assembly
AUGCAGGUCGUGCAUAGAUGUUGCCGGGAACGGAUGGCAUGCGAGACCAUAGAAUUUUACGACCCAGGAAUUUCGCGUGUGCAGAGUGCAUGUGGCAACAAUCCGAAUUCUGAUGGCCACGUGCCGAUGAAGAAAAAUCGUCGAAAGUGCGACAUUGCAGUUUUCUCCGUUCGGGUGCCCAGCAACUAUGGGUCAACUACUGAUAUGUGA